UCAACAAUAAUUUGAGUGACUUCUGUGCACCAGUGUGUUUUUCGCCAUCAAAAAUUCACAAUGGAACUUCAAAGUGAACUAAUUCGACCUUCUAGGAAUAAACACCGUUCGAAUGCCGUCACUGCUAUGCGCGUAAUUGAUCGACGAGAAGCGGUGACUGAACUGGAGCAAAAAUUGGCAAAAAGUAAGAAACAGCUAUUACGAGAAGAAGUAACCGCAUUUGAAAAACGAACAGCAAUAGCAGAAAAGAAGGAACAACUGGAGUGCGAAGAACUGCAGAGUUUGCAGCUUUUUCAGACAAACUUGAAAAUUCGUGAAUCUGUUUUAUCGGAUCUGGAAAAUGACGAAGAAGAAUGUCGAAAACUGAGCGAGGAGCAACACCUUCACCUACUCCAGAUGCAACAGCUUGAAGGUGAUCUAACCCAGUUAAUGACUAAGCUUGAGUUCUUGCAAAACUACCAGAACACCAUAUCGGACGUAGAAGGAUUUGAUCGAGUAGUCAGUAAAUUUCAAGAGUUAAAUCAAACUUGGCAAAAUACGGCUACUGAAUAUCAUGAAAUAUUAACCAGCGCAACCAAAUCAACGUUUAGAAAGGGACAUCCAAUGGAGACUGUGAUGCGGACCCUAGAUGAAACAAAUGCUGCCGACGGUCAACGAGCUACGCAUUCACACGAAUCAACGGAUCGCAACAAGACGGCCCGAAACGCACAGUGGCAGACUUGUACGGUGGUAGAAUCGUUCAAACAACACGGCCAUACUUACUUGGCAAUCGUAAAUUUAGCAGCGCACUUGUCGUUUCACCCAAUAGCGAGGACCCUUACGAACGUUGGUGGUUCUAAUCUGCGGGCUGUCAAACCUACCAAAACUCUUUUCGGAAAAAAAGACGAGUUGGAGAGAGUUCCUAGCAUCGAACAAAUCAAUGUGUCAGUACAGAGCAACAAAGAAAGAUGGAGAGCAUUGGCUGCGGCUGCAAUGGGCGAUGGUAGAGGGCAAACUCGGGGCGAAACCGAUGCCUCUGUUUCAUCCGAUAUAGGUCGAGCUGCUGACUCGGUGAGCAUUGAAAUCGAAAACAAAUUGUUGGCUCAUGCUGACGUGUGCAGCGUUUCGUCCAUUUGUCCAAAACAAUCCAUUAUCAACAAAAUUGCUAUUAGCAAACUAAAUUUCAUAGAACAAGUUCUUUACGACUUGACAUUGAUCAAAGAUGAAAUCGAAUUUCACACUGAUCCCUUAUUUUACAAUGAACCCGGGCAUUCGUUUGCCUAAGCAGUGAAAAGGUCUUCCACGUUUUCCUCCAAAAUUAAGUAGGCUAGCGCAGCGCGUUAAAAUCCUUUCCAACCAGGUAUGGAAAAAUGGAUUUUAGAUCGAUUUGUCAGUAGGAUUUAUGCACUCACCUUGUUUACUUUUUUAUGGCGUGUGUCUCUAAUAGCUAAA
Messenger RNA from Daphnia carinata, 1431 nucleotides. RefSeq lists its product as uncharacterized. Lineage: Eukaryota; Metazoa; Arthropoda; Branchiopoda; Diplostraca; Daphniidae. The record is from RefSeq and is a predicted model, not a curated record. The transcript has 7 exons. Bases 61 to 1263 code for a protein of 400 amino acids.